Messenger RNA from Ahaetulla prasina, 1421 nucleotides. It is a transcript of the gene APOM, whose product is annotated as apolipoprotein M. Gene Ontology annotation, cellular component: very-low-density lipoprotein particle; high-density lipoprotein particle; low-density lipoprotein particle. The transcript has 7 exons. NCBI's taxonomy places the organism in Eukaryota, Metazoa, Chordata, Lepidosauria, Squamata, Colubridae. The record is from RefSeq and is a predicted model, not a curated record. Gene Ontology annotation, biological process: high-density lipoprotein particle assembly; cholesterol efflux; high-density lipoprotein particle remodeling. Bases 24 to 575 code for a protein of 183 amino acids. Gene Ontology annotation, molecular function: phospholipid binding; lipid carrier activity.
CAAGCCACCAAUAGCUCCAAGCAAUGGAGGGCCUGUGGACUUACCUGCUCUACCUGUAUGGACUCUUUGUGGAUGCCGUGUUCCCAUGUGAGAAUCCUGUGAAGUUGCAUGCUAAUGAACUGAACCGGGACCAGUAUCUUGGCAGGUGGCUCUUCAUUGCAGCUGCAUCAGCAUCAGCAUCGUCGCUGGAGACAUUUGCCUAUGUUGACAGCACCCUGUUUAGUAUGAAUCAGAGUGAGGGCCCAGAGCGGUUGCAACUACGGGCUGCCAUCCGACUGAAAACAGGCCAAUGCGUUCCCAGAUCGUGGAAUUAUUUGCUUAGGGAAGAAAGUGCUGAUCUGGCUACGGAAGGCCGGCCUCACAUGAGGACAGAAUUAUUCUCCGCCAAGUGUCCCAACACCAUCAUUGUCCAGGAGACAGAUCAGGAUUAUCAAAGGAUCCUUUUCUACUCCCGGAUCCUCCGUCCUGAAGAACACUGCCUUGCUGAUUUCUGGAAGAAAGCUUCUUGCCUUGAUCUGAAUGAAUUCCUCCUUAUACCCAGAACUCAAGAUGCCUGUGAAUUCCAGGAAACCUGACCUCUAAUUCUUCGCUGCAUAUCCAGCUCAGCAGGAAGGAAUCACCCCCUUGAAGCUGGCUUGACUCAUCUGCUUGGAGAAGCAAUUGCUUGCAGUUUUAAAUAAAAUUUAUUUUCCAGUGAGAAAACACUUGGCUCUUCCAUAUUUAAAAACAAAGCAAGCCCCUGAAACUAUGGAUAGUCCUCGUUUUACAACAGUUUGUUUAGUGACCGUUCAAAAUUAAAUCGGCACUGAAAAAAGUGACUUAGGACUUUUCCACGUUUAUGACCAUUGCAACAUCCCCAUGGUCACGUGAUCAAAAUCCAAAAUGCUUGGAAACUGGUUCAUAUUUAUGACCUGGGGUGAGAUGAUCUGCUUUUGCGACCUUCUGACAAGCAAAGUCAAUGAAAGAAGGCGGAGUCCCUUAACAUCCCUGUUACUAACUUAAGAAAUGCAGUGAACCACUUAACAACUGAGGCAGGAAUGGUCAUAAAAUGAGGCAAAACUCACUUAACGAAUGUCUCACACAGCAACAGAAAUUUUGGACUCAAUUGUGGUCGUUAAGUCGAGGGCUACCUAUAAAACCUGGAGGCCUGAAACACAUUUGGACCCAGGAAAACUGAUUUGAGGCAAGGAUCAAGGAGACAGCAUCUUUGAAGAAACCUGGUAUUUGCAAAUUCCAGCAUGAAGUGAAUAAUCUGCCCAUCUCAGUGGAAUGUGCAGAUAACAGCUUAGCCCUCCACUGCAUUUCUCCAAUUUUUGCAAUGUUUUUCUGGGCACUUCAAUCAUCUCAAAAGAAGCAUUUAAGUAUUUUAAGUGUUUCUUUAAAUGUCACAGGAUAAACAGAUUAACAGAGUUGGAAGGGAC